Messenger RNA from Prunus armeniaca (apricot), 321 nucleotides. Lineage: Eukaryota; Viridiplantae; Streptophyta; Magnoliopsida; Rosales; Rosaceae. The record is from the annotation of a GenBank genome assembly.
AUGAUCUCUAAAUUUUGGUGGAAGAAUUUAGAGUAUUGCAAAGGUAUUAGCUGGGCAAAGUGGGAGCAUCUGUGUUUUGCAAGGGAUGAAGGUGGAUUGGCUAGUAAAGGAAGAGCAUCUUCUUAUGUUUGGAGAUCUUUGAUUUGGGGUCGUGAAUUGCUCUUGAAUGGGAUAAGGAAGAGGAUUAGAGAUGGACAAGAUAAUCUAGUUUAUGGAGAUGCAUGGAUUCCUAGACCUAAUUCUUUCCGCCCCUUUUUCCCUCAAGUGCUGGAUCAAGAAACUAAAAUGUUAAGGCCAUUACCUGUAUCCCUUAAGUGUUAA